Molecule: messenger RNA, 1056 nt
Organism: Phaethon lepturus (White-tailed tropicbird)
Lineage: Eukaryota; Metazoa; Chordata; Aves; Phaethontiformes; Phaethontidae
Gene: ARRDC5
Product: arrestin domain containing 5
Exons: 3
Coding region: 1-1056 (351 amino acids)
Biological process (GO): protein transport
Cellular component (GO): cytoplasm
Source: RefSeq, a predicted model, not a curated record
AUGUCCACAGUGAGAGCAAUUAACCUGGUGCUGCCUGAAAUUGAGGUACAUUUGGCCGGCUCCAGCAUAGACGGCCAACUCAUUCUGAACCUCAGGACUACCUUGGUGGACCCUGUUGUGAAGGUGGAGCUUGUGGGAAGAGGCUUUCUGAGGUGGCUUGAGGAGGAUAAUCCUGAACUGGACUACCACAAGAGUACAGCUUGCACCAACCAGGCUCUCUACAUCUCCAAAUCUAAGAAUUUCAACAUAGAGGAUGGCUGGCUGGAUUCUGGGGUCCACAGCUUUGACUUCCAAUUCAGCUUUCCUUCAGGUAUUCCCUCCACAUUCACCAGCAAAAUUGGCUGCAUCUCCUACUGUGUUCAAGGGACUUGCUACAGCCGCCAAAUUGUCUUAGCUAAAGAGGAGAGAUGUUUACUGUUGCAAGGAACUGCUGGUGACCGCAGAAAACACGUGAAAGACACGGCCCCGGUGGUGGUGGAAGCUAGGAAAGAUGUAGUUUACUUCUGCUGCUUCCGUCAUGGUUCUGUGAUCCUUCGGAUUUCCCUGGAGAAAAGUGUAUUUUGCCCUGGAGAAACCAUUGUCUUCAAGACAGAUAUUGCCAACAGGACAUGCAAAUAUGUUAGAAAGGUUGUUUUUGCUGUACACUGCAUUGUCCUGUAUAGUGGCUUCAGCAGCAGGGGAGAACAGCGCUCCUUGGAAGACCGAAGCGAAGUGACAAGGUUGGAGUCCCGAACAGACACGGCCCCCUUUGAAGCUAUGAGAGUCACCAGUGCACUGGUUCUGCCAAAACCCAUGCCUGUCACCAGCAGUCUCGUGGAAAAUAAAAUCAUGGCAUUCAGGUACGAGCUGGUAGGCACCUCUGAGCUUCCUUGUACCACAUCCACCAUCGUGGGCAGGGUUCCCAUCAUCAUAGCAGUCACACCAGAGCAUUUCUCUGUGGAGCAGAACACCAUGACUCUGCAUGAAAAUGAAGGUGACAUCUCAAAGGGGGUGAGCCUUCACAGAGAUAUUUCUGAGACUGACCCAGGAGCAACUGUCAGCAGACCCAUGGAAUAA